AUGGGAAAAGGAACCGACAAGCUCUACAUCACCCACAGCGAGUGGAACUCGAAUGACGCCUACUCAGCGUCCGCCGGGUCCAAUGUUCGCGCCGACAAAAGCGAGCACGCGGCUUUCAAGCGGCUGCCCUUCAACUACUGCGCCUUGAGUCUACAGCCCUUCGAGACACCAGUAUGCACGAGCGAGGGCCUCAUAUUUGACCACGAGAACAUCAUCCGAUGGCUCAUGAAGCAUGACACCAAUCCCGUCACGGGCGGACCGCUGAAGCAAGCUGAUCUGAUCAAGCUCAACUUUGCCCGGAAUGAGGGCAAGGAAUGGGUGGACCCGGUCACAUACAAAGUACUCACGGAUAACACUCACAUUGUGGCUGUACGGCAUGGUGACUCUGCCAAUGUCUUCGCAUACGAGACAGUCGAGCGCCUCAACAUCAAAGCGAAGAUGUGGCAGGACUUGGUCUCGGACGAGAAGUUCCAGCGGUCAGACAUAAUCACCUUGCAGGAUCCUCAGAAUUUAGGGUCUCGCAACCUUGCCGACUUCAAGUACCUCAAGGAUGGAGAGGACUCUGGAGUGCCGAAAGAGGAGGCUAGCAUAAACACUGGCGCCAUGGGCAACGCUGCGAGCCUGAAGAUUAUGAAAGCCAAGGAGGCCGUUGCAAAAGCUCGAGCAGACCGUGACAAAGCCGCUGCGGUACAGCAAGCGGCAUCGAGAGGCCUCGCCAAGUCUGCGGCACCACAGAAGUCGGUGCAGAAGCCAUUCAACGCAAAACAUUACACCACAGGCCAGGCCGCCGCUUCCUUCACUUCUACGGGAAUAUCGGUCCACACUUCCGCUUCGCUAGCUCUGAUGUCGGACGAGGAAUAUCUGCUGCGGCCUAAACGCAUCAAGAAGUCUGGUUUCGCCGUCGUUCAGACGAACCUAGGAGAAAUAACGAUCGAGCUGCUGCCAGAGCACGCACCGAAAGCUGUCUACAACUUCAUUCGACUGGCCCAAAAAGGCUACUACAACGGCAUCGUCGUCCACCGGAAUAUCAAGAACUUUAUGGCUCAGACCGGAGAUCCGACUGGCACUGGUCGAGGAGGCGCAAGUAUUUGGGGCAAGAACUUCGAAGAUGAAUUCGAUGGACCGCAGCGGCAUGACGCGCGAGGCGUGGUCAGCAUGGCAAACAAGGGCAAGGACACCAACUCGUCGCAAUUCUUCAUCACGUACCGCAAAGUACCGCAUCUCGAUCGAAAGCACACCAUCUUCGGACGCGUCGUUGAAGGCCUGCCCACGCUGAAAGCAAUCGAGGACGCACCAACUGAUGAUAAAGAUCGACCUACCGAGGAGAUUAAGAUGCUAGACGUCAAAAUCCUCGUCGAUCCGUUUGACGAAUUCAUGAAGAAGCAGAACGAGAAGCAGGAAUUGGAUCGUGAGCGGGAGGAUCUCAGACGGGAAGGCAAGGUUGACGACGAGCGCACGACGUGGACUGGCAAGCGAAUAAGGAGGGAUGGCACGGUAGAGGAUACCGGAGGCGGCGUCGGUAAGUACUUGAGGCAAACUGCUGGGGAUGGCGGCACGGUCGAUGAUGCUGUCGAUAGAGAGAACCUGUUCCAGGAGCCCUCACGGAAGAAGGUGAAGAGUGCUGGCGGCUUUGGCAACUUCGAUGGCUGGUAA
Cyphellophora attinorum is the source of this 1653-nucleotide messenger RNA. Its product is annotated as Peptidyl-prolyl cis-trans isomerase-like 2. Gene Ontology annotation, cellular component: catalytic step 2 spliceosome. Lineage: Eukaryota; Fungi; Ascomycota; Eurotiomycetes; Chaetothyriales; Cyphellophoraceae. Gene Ontology annotation, molecular function: ubiquitin-ubiquitin ligase activity; peptidyl-prolyl cis-trans isomerase activity. The transcript has 4 exons. Gene Ontology annotation, biological process: protein polyubiquitination; protein peptidyl-prolyl isomerization. The record is from RefSeq and is a predicted model, not a curated record. Bases 1 to 1653 code for a protein of 550 amino acids.